Molecule: messenger RNA, 1938 nt
Organism: Sparassis crispa
Lineage: Eukaryota; Fungi; Basidiomycota; Agaricomycetes; Polyporales; Sparassidaceae
Product: cytochrome P450
Exons: 9
Coding region: 1-1938 (645 amino acids)
Molecular function (GO): iron ion binding; heme binding; oxidoreductase activity, acting on paired donors, with incorporation or reduction of molecular oxygen
Source: RefSeq, a predicted model, not a curated record
AUGUUGCAUACUAUCGAUUCCUUUUUGCUUCUUGUUCCUGUGGUUAUUGUCCUUUAUUUCUUGUAUACCCUCCUCCGACUUCUCGUCCGACAGGCUUCCUCCCCUCUCCGAUACCUCCCUGGACCCCCUGCGCAAUCUUUCUUUGUUGGAAAUCUGCGCGAAUUGCACGACCAAGAAAACAAUAAUAUUAUUCUACGCUGGGAGGCACAGUACGGCAGCACUUUUAUUUAUCACGGAUUCCUCGGCGGGUGUCGGCUUAUGACUACUGACCCUGUCGCGGUGGCAUAUGUUAUGAAUCGCGCGUACGAGUAUCCCAAACCAGACUGGGUGAGAGCUGCUCUUGCCGGUAUGGCCUCAGGGGACGACGGGUUGCUGACGGUGGACGGAGAGGUCCAUCGCAAGCAGCGCAAAAUACUUAACCCUGCAUUCUCUUCCUCACAUGUGAGACUAUUAAAUCCAGUAUUCUGGGACACAGCCGUCAGGCUCCGAGAUAUAUGGUUGGAUAUAAUAUCAUUGCAACCUCAAUCAAAUCGUCUCCCCGACGUCUCAAAUUCCUCGGCAGACUUACCGACAAGCACCAAGACCUCGACCGUUUCUUCUAAUCAUGUCACGGCCUCUACAACUUCUUUCCUUCUUCCUCAAUGCUCCGCAAACUCCGAAGCGACACAGCGUACCCACUCGCAGAGCCGAUCUCCGCGAAUCAACGACCCGGUUUCGCCCAUUUUACCGGCAUCUCCAACGGUAGAUGUCCUUCCAUGGUUCGGACGCGCGACACUCGACAUCAUCGGCAAGGGAGGCUUCGGGUACGACAUCGACUCGCUAUCGACUGCAGCUCAAUGCAACGCGGGGGAGCCCAACGAGAAUGAGCUGGCACACGCGUUUAGCAUAAUUUUCAGCUCUGCGACCAAGCUCAGUGUCUUUGCCGUACUGCACGCGUGGUUCCCUGUGCUAAGGAACUUUCGUAGUAACAACUCCACUAUGAAGCAGGCACACGCCACCAUGCGCCGAAUUGGGCUGUCUCUGAUUGAGGAGCGACGAGCAUCCAUUACGGCCGACCCAGUCUCACAGCUAGUCGGAGGGACAGACGAUUUGGAUGAUGAUAUGCCAUUGUCAGGACAAGAUCUUCUUAGCAUUCUCAUCCGAUCCAACCUGUCCUCUGUCUCGUCUCAGCGGCUAUCCCUCGAAGAGAUACUCUGCCAAAUUUCCACCUUCCUUUCAGCAGGACACGAAACAACUGCGGCCGCACUGACAUGGACGCUGUAUGCUCUCGCACGCGCGUCCGACAUACAAGCGACUCUUCGCAAUCACCUUUGCACUGUUCCCACCCUACUCUCUGGUGAUUCCUGUACUCCCCCGUCUUCCGCACUAUUUGACGCGAUCAACCGUCUCCCCUACCUCGACUACGUCGUGCGCGAGUCACUGCGCCUGCACUCACCAGUCGUCUCCACAAUGCGUGUUGCCACAUCGGACGACGUGAUCCCUCUAGAGCGGCCAUUGCGUGACCGCCGCGGCCAUGUGUGCACAGAGGUCCGCGUGAAGCGGGGAGAUCUCGUGAGCAUCCCCCUCCAGGCGCCGAACAAGAGUAAGAGAGUGUGGGGCGAGGACGCAGAGGUGUUCCGUCCGGAGCGGUGGGAGGAGAUGAGGGAGGAGAUGAAGCAGGACACCUUGGAUGGCAGGAAAUCGAUCCAGCCUGGCUUGUGGGGCAACAUGUUGACGUUCGGGCACGGGCCCAGAGCAUGCAUCGGCUACCGCUUUGCUCUCAGCGAGAUCAAAGUCUUCCUGUACGUACUACUCCGUGACCUAGAGUUCUCCAUCGACUCGUCCAUCGAAAUUGAGAAGAAGAUCAACGUGGUCGCCCGUCCUUGCGUCAAAUCUCAGCCAGACAAUGGUAACCAGAUGCCUCUGCGCAUUCGCCGCGUUCACCCCUUCCCUUGUUAA